UUUACCACUGCAGGGGACCUCAGCCUUUCUGGCCUCACAGGAAACAACUCUAUUAAGUGGGUCCUUUACUGUAAUUCUUGUGAUCUACACUGAUUAUUCACUCUCUUCAAAAUGUUUUGCGGAGAAUACGUCCAAGGAACUAUCUUCCCAGCUCCAAAUUUCAAUCCUGUGAUGGAUGCCCAAAUGCUGGGGGGAGCCCUCCAAGGGUUUGACUGCAACAAAGACCUGCUGAUAGACAUACUAACACAACGCAGCAAUGCGCAGCGGCAGAUGAUAGCUGGGGCCUACCAGAGCAUGUACGGCCGGGACUUGAUUGCAGACCUGAAGGAGCAACUUUCAUCUCAUUUCAAAGAAGUGAUGGUGGGCCUGAUGUACCCUCCACCAUCUUACGAUGCUCAUGAACUCUGGCAUGCCAUGAAGGGAGCAGGCACCGAUGAGAAUUGCCUCAUUGAAAUAUUAGCUUCAAGAACAAAUGGGGAGAUUUUCCAGUUGCGAGAAGCCUACUGUUUACAAUACAACAAUAACCUUCAAGAGGACAUUUAUGCAGAAACCUCGGGACACUUCAGAGAUACUCUCAUGAACUUGAUCCAGGGUAACAGGGAGGAAGGAUACGCAGAUCCUGCAAUGGCUGCUCAGGAUGCCAUGGUGCUCUGGGAAGCCUGCCAGCAGAAGACUGGGGAACAUAAAACCAUGCUGCAGAUGAUCUUGUGCAACAAGAGCUACCCACAGCUCUGGCUGGUUUUCCAGGAAUUUCAAAAUAUUUCUGGUCAAGACCUGGUGGAUGCCAUCAAUGACUGUUACGAUGGCUACUUCCAGGAGCUGCUGGUUGCAAUUGUUCGCUGUGUCCAGGACAAAGCAAGCUAUUUUGCUUAUAAAUUAUACAGAGCAAUCCAUGACUUUGGCUUCCACAAUAAAACUGUCAUCAGGAUUCUAAUUGCCAGAAGUGAAAUAGAUCUGAUGACCAUAAGAAAACGUUACAAAGAGAGAUUUGGAAAAUCUCUCUUUCAUGAUAUCAGAAAUUUUGCUUCAGGGCACUAUGAGAAAGCACUGCUUGCCAUCUGUGCUGGUGAUGUAGAAGACUACUAAAAUACAUCAAAAAGGGGAAGAUUUGAAGGUCAUGAAAUCUUCUUCAUACAUACCUCAGACAUAGAUUGUUGGAUCUGUGCUGUUAUUGACUCUGAAACAAAGCUAGAGAAUCCUAUUCUUCUUCUGUCUCUAAAAUUAUUGAGAUGAGAAAAAAAAAAUCUACCGUUGAAGAAUGUCAUCCUGGAUUUGCACCCCUUGCUCCAUUAGUAAUUAAUUAAAUUGUGUAUGGUGGAAUAAGAAAA
Psammomys obesus (fat sand rat) is the source of this 1328-nucleotide messenger RNA. It is a transcript of the gene Anxa10, whose product is annotated as annexin A10. Gene Ontology annotation, molecular function: calcium-dependent phospholipid binding; calcium ion binding. The coding region runs from base 112 to 1086 and encodes 324 amino acids. The transcript is spliced from 12 exons. Gene Ontology annotation, cellular component: cytoplasm. The record is from RefSeq and is a predicted model, not a curated record. NCBI's taxonomy places the organism in Eukaryota, Metazoa, Chordata, Mammalia, Rodentia, Muridae.